AUGAGUUCCCCCCGUGCUGCCUGGUCUGGUGUUCAUGACUGUCUCACUGUUGUCCUCCUCUUGUUGAUUGCUUCAUUCGUCGUGAAGUUGUCUGUUGUGGAAGAUGUUCCGAUCAGCCACGUCCCAGUUCGAUCGAUUGCUAGAGAAGACUUACAGUUCUUGGAAGUGCUUUUACGGACAAUGGUCGUCCAUGGGAACGAUGUCCCACAUAAGGCCACAAGCCAUCUGCUUCUGGAACCAGACCUGGCUGCCACUAUUCAGCUUUGUGACCACAUCCGACAAGGGGAUACACAGCCCAAAUAUGCCCUGAGUGCAUUGAAGAAGAAAUUGUAUGACAAAAAUCCUAAUGUUCAGCUGUUUUCUCUGCAGGUUUUAGAAUCAUGGAUGAAGAAUUGUGGUACAUUGAUUCAUGAUGAAGUUGCUACUCGUCCAUUCAUGGAGGAGCUUCAAGAGCUCGUCCAGAGCUCUGGCAACGAGAAAGUGCGAUCGAAAAUCCUCGAACUUGUUCAGGUUUGGGCAUAUGCAUUCAGGAAUGAACCUCGCUACCGAGUUGUACAGGAUACAGUGAACAUUAUGAAGGCUGAUGGGAACACCUUCCCAGCUCUAAAGGAAAGCGAUGCCAUGUUUGCUGCCGACACUGCGCCGAAAUGGGUCGAUGGAGAUUGCUGUCAUCGUUGCCGUACUCUGUUCUCUGUGAUAAAGAGAAAGCAUCACUGCAGAGCAUGUGGCCAGAUCUUCUGUGAUUCCUGCUCCAGUCAUCACACAACUCUGCCCAAGUUUGGUAUCGAGAAGGAAGUCAGGGUAUGUGACACAUGCUGGGAGAAGUAUGGCAGAUCCAUUUAUUCAUCCUUGAAGUCUUCAAUUGACAAGGAAAAGGAAGAUGAUCUCCCUGCAGAAUACUUAGCUAGCUCCCUGUCAAAGCAGCCCCAAUUGCCUGCAACCAAGACUGAAGAAGAGCUAAGGGAGGAAGAGGAACUGCAGCUUGCACUAGCACUUUCCCAGUCUGAAGCCGAAUCCAAGGAUCAUAAGCAAAAGCAGAUGAAGGGUGUGUAUAAUUCCAGACCUGCUGCCUACUCACCUUCCUUUCAAGAAAAUAAUGCACCCGAGAAAGUUGAUGGCCCAGAGAGUGACCCAGAGCUGGCUCGCUAUCUCAAUCGCUCCUACUGGGAGAAGAAGAACUUGGAGCAUGAGAAAGACAAGGGCAGUGUCCCAAAUGAUGUACCUUCAGCUCCAGUGUCCAAUGUAAUAACUACUUCAGCCUCUGUUUUGUCCCCCAUCAAAAAUAAUGAGACGCUCUUCCUCAACAUCACCUCGCUCCAUUCCAGGCUCAUUCAAGCCAUGGAGGAAGAAGAGAGAAAACGAUGUUACUAUGAGGGUCUUCAAGACAAACUGAGCCAGAUCCGGGAUGCAAGAGCAGCUUUGGAUGCCUUAAGGGAAGAACACAGGGACCGAAAGCGUCGAGAGGCCGAGGAAGCUCAGCGUCUCCGGCAGAUCCAGAUGGCACAGAAGCUGGAGAUCAUGCGGAAGAAGAAACAGGAAUAUCUUGAAUACCAGCGGCAGAUGGCAAUGCAGCGGAUGCAAGAACAGGAGCGUGAGAUGCAGAUGAGACAUGAGCAGGAGCGCGAGAUGCAAAUGAGACACGAGCAGCAGAUGCAUGGGUAUCAAAUGGGACAGCCACAGAUGCCUGUCAGCUACCCUAUGCCUCAUGUCCCUACCACUUACCCUGUCCCAUCUGCUGGAUAUAUGGGAGGAGUAGUGGUGAAUCAACCUACUGGAGUCCCUCAGCAACCCCCAGUGUUAGGAGCCAUGGGUCCACAGCAACCUACAGUGUUAGGAACCAUGGGUCAACCUCAACCUCCAGUGUUAGGAGGUGUUGGUCCACAGCAGCCUUCAGGCAUUGUGCCUUCUCAGCAACCUGGGAUGAUUGGGCCUCAUUCUCGCCCACCACCACAACAACAGCAGCAGCCACAUGGUGUUCCAUCGCAGCCGAUGCCUCAUGGCUCUCCCUUACGUCACCCUCAGCAGCAGGCCAUGUUUCAACCUGGAAUCUCCACGCAGCCACCACAUCCUUCAGCUUAUCAGUUUCCUGGAAUGUUUCCUGCAUCAAAUGCGUCGCAAUAUCCAAGCAUGCAACAGCAGUCUGUCCCUUCUAUGCCGAUGAUCAGCGGUCUUCCUUCCUCUCAUAAUUCCAUUGCACUUCAUGAGAACAGAGUGGAGGAACAAGUUGGAGAGCUCAUCUCUUUUGAUUGACGAGUGCAAGAUCCAUUCUUCUGUAUCUUAAAAGAGUUAUAUUUAAAAAUAUGACCCUAUCAAUAUAUAUAUUGAAGUAUGGGGUUGCAGUUUUCAAAAGAAAUUAUUGCAACUUUUAUUCAGCCUUUCCCUUUUCACAAAAGCAAUGAGCAAUGCACCAAACAAAAAAGUUUCACUUCUUGCUGCUUUAUUUUGCAAUGCUGCUUUUCUCAAUGUCUGAUGGUCGUGACCAUGACAGAGUCUUCUUUUCGAGAUCUGAGUUAUCAAGGCUGAGACUGUGAAGAGUACAGACUCUUGACAACUCAAUACUUGCGCAUGCCAAUGACAGGAUCAUUGCAGGUACAUUGAGUUGUUCAUGAGGAAUAAAAGGAAUCUGGUGCAUGCUAAGUUGUCUUAUUUCUUAUCAAGGGUGAGGCUUUUGGCUGGUACAUUUGGC
This is a messenger RNA of Darwinula stevensoni, 2686 nucleotides long. NCBI's taxonomy places the organism in Eukaryota, Metazoa, Arthropoda, Ostracoda, Podocopida, Darwinulidae. The record is from the annotation of a GenBank genome assembly.